AGUGAAUGAUGGCUUGGAGCUGAGACCAAAAUACAAUGGCAUUUUGCAUUGUUUGUCAACCAUCUGGAAACAAGAAGGAUUACGUGCUACAGUGCAAUUAAAGCCCACAAGACAGAGGAUAAGAUGGAAAACCUUGGAGCAAUUGAACACCUAGCGUCAGCAGCUGAAGCUGGAGUGAUGACUUUGUGUAUUACAAACCCAAUAUGGGUAACCAAGACUCGGCUUGUGUUACAAUAUGAAGCUGGCGCUGACCUGUCAAAGAAGCAGUACAAAGGAAUGUUUGAUGCUCUUAUUAAAAUAUACAGGCAUGAAGGUAUACGUGGGCUAUAUAAGGGAUUUGUGCCUGGUCUAUUUGGAACCUCACAUGGAGCCCUUCAGUUUAUGGCUUAUGAAGAUUUAAAAUCCCGAUAUAAUAAAUAUAAAAAUAGACCGUCACAUAUGAAACUGAACACUUUAGAAUAUAUUACCAUGGCAGCAACGUCCAAAAUAUUUGCAGUCACGGCAACAUACCCGUAUCAGGUUGUGAGGGCACGUCUCCAGGAUCAGCACAACAGAUACUCUGGAGUACUUGACGUCAUCCGUAGGACAUGGAGGAAAGAAGGAGUUCGUGGAUUUUAUAAAGGAAUUAUGCCCAAUGUAAUACGAGUCACUCCUGCAUGUUGUAUCACCUUUGUUGUAUAUGAAAAAGUAUCUCAUUUAUUACUUUGAUUUAAUAAUAAAUGAAGAUUGAAUAUUGAUUCCAUAUAUAUUGUUCUGCACCCUUUCAGUUAAGCAGGAAUCCCAACACCUGUCUGACAGGUUUUUUUUCUGGAUUCAUAUUUGUCAGUUUCGUUUGUAGUACCUUUUAAAUGGACCAAGGUCAUCUGCAAGUUGCUGUGUUUCAGAUAUAUAUUUAUAUUGAUCUCUGUAUCUCAAAAUAAAUUGUUCACAUUAUCAGUGAAUUUUCCUUUUACUGCUUAGUUAACAAGGCUUAAUGUUUUCUAAAAAAAAAUGAACAGGUCUAACUUCAUACAAGUAGUCUUCGCUUAACAACUGCCCUUUUUAGCAACUAUUCAAAGUUAUGACAGCACUAAAAAAUUAACUUUAUGACCAGUCUUCAUAUUUAUGACUGUUUCUGUGUCCCAGAGUUUUCAUUUGUAUGCUUCACAGCUGGCUUCCAACAAGCAGUCAAUGGAGAAUUUGGAAGUAAAAUUGCAACAACUUGCUUAACAACCAUGGAGGAAAUUGACAUUCUAAGUCCAGUGUGAUCAUGUGAUGUUUUACUUAACUAUAUCACUUAGCAAAGAAAUUGACAUUCCCAAUUGUU
This is a messenger RNA of Notechis scutatus (mainland tiger snake), 1306 nucleotides long. Lineage: Eukaryota; Metazoa; Chordata; Lepidosauria; Squamata; Elapidae. The record is from RefSeq and is a predicted model, not a curated record.